Talaromyces marneffei is the source of this 1740-nucleotide messenger RNA. RefSeq lists its product as uncharacterized. Bases 1 to 1740 code for a protein of 579 amino acids. The record is from RefSeq and is a predicted model, not a curated record. The transcript has a single exon. Gene Ontology annotation, molecular function: DNA-binding transcription factor activity. NCBI's taxonomy places the organism in Eukaryota, Fungi, Ascomycota, Eurotiomycetes, Eurotiales, Trichocomaceae. Gene Ontology annotation, biological process: regulation of DNA-templated transcription.
AUGUCUUCAGAUCCUCCGCAGUCAUAUGGUCUUCAUGUUCGUAAGCAACAACAGCAGCAGCAGCAGCAGCAGCAGGGAGGACACGAAGAACAAGAGGAACAAGAACAAGUGGCAAACAACAACGAAAACCGGAUACAACAAGCCGCAUCGAAUGAAUCACACCAAUCUGAGGCAACAGGUACGAAAAGAUCGUACCCUUGGCCCGAGCCGGCGGUCCUUCAGCCCCGUCUAGAAUCGUCGACGCAUGCCCGUUCAAUUAUUGGAGUUCAAUCCAUCUUGAAUCCCACCGAGGGUGGCAACUCGCAGGUUGACAAGCGACUUGCCCAAGAUAGCAACAACAGCAACAACAAGUCGACCAUGGAGUUGCUUCCACCUCCUACAUUACCUCCGUCUCCUCAACGGCGUAGUUCUUCUUCACCCCUCCUCGCUUCCACCUCCAAGUCGAUCAGUGCCAAAUCAUACCUUCAACACGGCGGAGGAUCAUCUGUUUCACCGCCUCACCCCCCUCGUCGUAUCAUCACACCCGUCUCGCCUGCCCUACGCCACGCCAGUGUCGGUGGAAAUAAUAACAUUGGUCCUGGGUCUGUUGGUGCAACAAGCAAUAGUGGUAGUGGUGCAGGAACAGUCACAGUAUCCCAAUCACCAUUUGUGCAAGAGUUAUCUGCAGGCGUCUACAGCACUCCGGGACACGGACGAGGAUCAUCGGGUCCGACUGCAAUCUCAGUUGAGUACUCGGCAGCAUCAAGAUACUCACCAAAACUGGCCGUGUCAGCUUCUAGCCGAAACCCACCGUCUCUACAACUUUCUCGCCAUUCAACUCCGACAUUCCACCAACACAGCCGUCGUCUCAGUGGAGGAUUAGCCACCAACCCGAGUUCACAGGCGUCCAGUCCAAGCACACCACAUUCCACCUUUAGCUCAUUCGCACCCUCGCCCUCUAUUACAUCGGGAAUACUUCCACCUCUGGGACAGCCCACCUCGUUGCCUCCUUCAGCGGUUGACUCUGCCUCCCAAUCCCCUUACAUGGGCAUGGACCCUUUGAGUCGCACGCCGAGUCGUAUGAGUAGCUCAAGGUACGGGGACGAUCCCCACUCUAUUGCCUAUCCCGGCCCGAAUGACAUGCUGGGUCAAGCCGGCAAUCAUGGCCAGUAUAGCGGCGGUCCCAUGAUCCCACUUACUAUUGACUUGAAAUCUGGAUCGAGAAGCCAGGCCGAGAAACGAAAAGCAAACAGUGACGCUUCAAGACGGUUCCGUAACCGGAAGAAGAAUGAGGCUGCACUUGAACAGAGAAUCAACCAGCUGAACGAACAGUUGCAAUUCUUGACCGAAGAAAGAGACUUUUACCGUUCCGAGAGAGACUUCUUCAGAGAUACAUUGGGUCAACAUGUUGGUACCUCACAGAUGCCGUCUCGUCCUCCUUCUCCUUCGCCUUCACGUCGCUAUCUUCAGUCUACGGCUAGCCCCGGUGACCAGCCAUCACCAGCAGACUCGCACCAAGCCAUUGGCAUGGGAGGAGAAAUGAUGUCCAAGACUAUGAGCACCGGAACUUCCUCGUCACUGGCAUCAGCCACGCAACGCAUGCUUCCAACUCCAGCGUCUGGCUCGGAUGCUUUGUCAUAUGCAUCGUCUGCUGCAGGCCAGCAACAUCCUGACUCAUGGCCGAGUGUGAAUCCUCCUGCUGGCAAUUACCAACAUCAUCCUUACCGGGAAGAUGUUCGGUAUAUGUCAAAUAUGAGGUAA